CCACUUGAGCUAUCUCGCCAACUGACUAACAAAGUAAUUAUCGAGUAUAAGGGCCGUGGCUAAAUUUCAUCUCCAGUGAUGCUCUCUCAUCAUCAAAAGUAUGUGCUCAAUCUAAAUUCCAUGAGCUGUGAUGUCUCCUUGUAAGUCAGUUUCGGAAUCUAAACAUUCUCCUCACCUCAAAAGGUUAAGGAGACUUGAAUGCAGACCGAGGGAAAGGCCUCGACAGUCCUAUAUGUAUGAGGAUCGAGGACAAUACACAUUCGAAGACAAAUGGCCUUGCAUGCGUCCUAUUAUAUUAAAAUUACUACAACAGGAGCCUGUUACGCAAGGAGAAUGGCAAGAUUUAUUUUACUCUGUCCAUUUGGUGUGCCUCUGGGACGAAAAAGGACCUGCAAAGUUACGCGAUGCCUUGAAAGAAGAUAUAAUGGAUUUUAUUAAACAAGCCCAGCAGAGAGUCUUGGCUCAUCAAGAAGAGCAAGCAUUAUUGAAAGCUUACAUAGCAGAGUGGAGAAAGUUCUUCACGCAAUGUAAUUAUCUACCGACCCCUUUUAGGCAAUUGGAAACAUCUCUAUCAGGAAAACAAGGUUCCAGUAUCCCAAAGAAGAACAACUGUGAUGAAAGCAUCGUAAGAAAGUUAAUGCUAGACAGUUGGAAUCAAACUAUAUUUGGGGAAAUAAAACAGAGACUUCAGGACUCAGCAAUGAGACUAGUGCGAGCCGAAAGAAAUGGAGAGGCUUUCGACUCGCAAUUAGUUAUAGGAGUCAGGGAAUCAUAUGUAAAUCUUUGUUCAAAUACGGCGGACAAACUACAAAUAUACAGGGAAAACUUUGAGGCUGCUUACAUAGAAGCCACUGAAGCAUUUUAUUGGGUAAAAGCGCCAGAACAGUUAUCGUUACAUGGCGUGGAAAAUUACAUGCGUUAUGCCGAAGCAAAAUUGAGAGAAGAAGAAUUGCGGGCGCAAAAGUAUUUGGAGCCAAACAGUGCCAGUGUACAACUUUUAACCGAUUGCUGUGUUAGAGUGUUAGUCGCUACAUUUAAGCCUGCUAUUCUUGCAGAAUGUUCGCGGAUGAUACAACAUCAUCAAACUGACAAACUGCGGCUUAUGUUGAAGCUGAUGGACAGAGUGGCAGAAGGUGUCGUACCUAUGUUACGAGAUUUGGAAGAUCACAUAGCAAGUGCCGGACUGGCCGAUAUGAUGGCUGCCGUGGACGUUAUUACUCAGGACUCGGAAAAGUAUGUCGAAAGAUUACUCGAUCUCUUUCGUAGAUUCUCGAUUCUGGUGAAAGAGGCAUUUGAUGACGAUCCACGUUUCUUGACUGCCCGAGAUAAAGCAUACAAGCUCGUUGUAAAUGAUGCUACUGUAUUUAGACUGGAACUACCGCUUCGACAAGGAGCUGCAGUUGCUCUCAAUGUUAUAAACACUAAACCAACCAGCAAUACCAGUGGCCAACCAGAGUCUAAAUGUCCCGAACUACUAGCAAAUUACUGUGAUAUGUUGCUCAGGAAGACACCUCUGAGUAAAAAGCUUACAUCUGACGAGAUUGAAAGCAAAUUACGGGACGUGUUACUAGUCUUGAAGUACGUCCAGAACAAAGAUGUUUUUAUGCGAUAUCAUAAAGCUCAUCUGACCAGACGCCUAAUAUUAGAUACGUCAGCUGAUUCGGAAAAAGAAGAAAAUAUGGUCGAGUGGCUGCGUGAGGUAGGAAUGCCGGCUGAUUAUGUCAAUAAAUUGGCACGUAUGUUCCAAGACAUAAAAGUGUCACAAGACCUAAAUCAACAGUUUAAGGAGCAAUGUCGUGCUGUUAUUGCCGAUAGUAUUAAUAUUAAAAUAUUAAAUGCUGGUGCAUGGGCAAGAGGCAGUGAAAGGGUAACGGUCAGCCUACCACUUCAAUUAGAAGACUAUAUUCCUGAAGUGGAAGAUUUUUAUAAAAAGAAACAUAGUGGGAGGAAACUGCAAUGGUAUCAUCAUAUGUCAAAUGGAACGAUCACUUUUUCAAACCAAGUAGGGCGUUUCGAUGUAGAUGUGACAACGUUUCAAAUGGCCGUGUUAUUUGCUUGGAAUCAACGGCCUCUUGAAAAGAUCUCGUACGAAAAUCUUCGUCUGGCUACGGAACUUCCUGAUCCUGAACUAAGACGGACGUUAUGGUCCUUGUGUGCGUUUCCCAAAUUAAAGCGACAAUUACUUUUAGUAAAUCCAGCGGCGCACACGCCAAAAGACUUUGCACAAGACACGAGGUUUUGGGUGAAUCAAGAGUUCGCUAUUGUGAAAAAUGGUAAGCUACAGAAACGAGGAAAAAUUAAUUUGAUUGGACGUCUACAGCUCUCUACAGAAAGGAGUAAAGAAGAAGACAAUCAAUCGAUUGUUCAGCUUAGAAUUUUACGUCUUCAAGAGGCGAUAAUUAAAAUCCUCAAGAUGAGAAAGAAGAUCAACAACGCUCAAUUACAAACUGAAUUAGUCGACAUUCUCAAGAACAUGUUUCUGCCAAGUAAAAAGAUGAUUAAAGAACAAAUUGAGUGGCUUAUAGAGCAUAAAUAUAUCCGCAGGCAUGAUGAUGACAUUAAUACCUUUGUCUACAUGACAUAAUUUAUGGCAUGCUUCGAAGUGUUUGAACUCUUACAUUAGCUACUAUAUUUUUGUAUAUCUGAGUUUUUUUCCCUAAAAAUGUGUGCUUGAAAAUAUUGGAUACGUGAAGAUUUUAUAUUGAGUACAUUUCUGAAAUAUCAUGAUGAAAAUAGGCCAUUUUUAUAACAGUCAGUAUAGGCACCUCGUAAUUCUAUAUAUGGUAAAAUAUCAUCUUUUUAUAUUUAAAAACCUCUGAAACUGAAUUCAUUAUACGUUUUCAAAAUCAGCUCAAAAUAUCGAUUAUUAAAGGUAGAUGACUAUAAUGCGAAUUCUUAUAUUACAUUAUUUGGCGGAUAAAAGAAGUGUCAAUUGCCAUUUUUUUCAAGCUAUCCUUGUUUCGUUAGCUAGCGCGUAAUUAAUUUUCCACUCAAUAAAAAGUAUUCACUUCAGCUUCCACGAUUGUAUGCAAUGCAGCACGCUCGUUACAAUAAUCCUAUUUUUAUCUAAGCAUUUGCAUUGAAUUGUGUACUGUGACAGAACCAUCAAGUGCUUCGGCUUCAAAGAAAUAAAACAUAAAUAUGAACAAAGAAAA
Molecule: messenger RNA, 3155 nt
Organism: Belonocnema kinseyi
Lineage: Eukaryota; Metazoa; Arthropoda; Insecta; Hymenoptera; Cynipidae
Gene: Cul5
Product: cullin-5
Exons: 12
Coding region: 131-2584 (817 amino acids)
Biological process (GO): protein ubiquitination; SCF-dependent proteasomal ubiquitin-dependent protein catabolic process
Cellular component (GO): Cul5-RING ubiquitin ligase complex; SCF ubiquitin ligase complex
Molecular function (GO): ubiquitin protein ligase binding
Source: RefSeq, a predicted model, not a curated record